Messenger RNA from Amphibalanus amphitrite, 2423 nucleotides. RefSeq lists its product as uncharacterized. Lineage: Eukaryota; Metazoa; Arthropoda; Thecostraca; Balanomorpha; Balanidae. The record is from RefSeq and is a predicted model, not a curated record. Gene Ontology annotation, cellular component: membrane. The transcript has 7 exons. Bases 997 to 2064 code for a protein of 355 amino acids. Gene Ontology annotation, biological process: sodium ion transmembrane transport. Gene Ontology annotation, molecular function: ligand-gated sodium channel activity.
UGGCGGGGGGGCAGUAAUGGCAGCGUGGUGUAAUGCGAUCGCCCCGGGCAACGGAUCCAGCGGUCGGUGACUUCGGCGGGUUGGGUAAGCUCGCUGACGAGCGCGCUGGUGGACGGAACGGAGUUGCUGCCGGACCCGCCGCCGCCGGGCGACGGGCGGUCGGACGGGGCGAUCAUGACGUUCGUCAUGUCAUUUUCGCAAGGCUUCCGGUUCGCGGUGCUUCUCAUCUGUGUGGUAGCUUUUCUGGUGCUGGUAAGUUCAUUGCACUUAUACGACCACGGAUCUUAGUCAUGCGAUAGCAUAGUCGUGAAAUCCUACGGAACAGCGCGUUUAAAUGCUGCUCAUAUCCUUGCAUUUGCUUCAGUUUCUAGACAAGGGUUGUAAUUUGAGAAGGAAUAGAGAAAAUAAAGGGAGAAAGUCCCGUUCCUCGCCCCCUGAACCAGGCUUAUGUAUAGGGUAAAGCGAAGUCUUAAAUCGUCCUAACUCAUUACCCUUUCCCUGUUCCCAUCCUAGCAGCGUCGCGCUCUCCGGUGCGAACAAUGCCGGAAACGAAUCCGGAUCCUUUCACCGUUUCAUCAUGACAUUUGUUAAGUUGUUUGACAUUUCCAUGCCAGUAGCGGCGGAACACCUUAAAUUAAGGGGGGGGGGGCACUGCCGACUUUUGGUCCCAUUCUUUCCAUGCAACGCCCAUAGGGCUAAUGUUAAAAUGCCAAAAUCAAAGGGGGGCAUGGUGCCCUGGUGCCCUCCCCGUUCUGCCGCCUAUGUUCCAUGCGUACGGCACAUGUUUUAUUACGGUGGCGAUAAUCACGUCACUGUUCACAGAGCAGUGUCAGCCUGACCAAGUUCAUACGCGCCGAUGUUGUUCGCUCCUUCGAAGUGGACGAGAGCGCCCAACAGACGUUCGCUCUCAUACUGUGCAAAAUACAGGAAAACAUUUUCAAACCCGAUGUCUACAAGGCGAUCACUGGGAAGGAAUAUCGGGAGGAUAACGAUCCGAUGCUUCCAUUUGCUGACAACUUCCCCUUCGGAGAAAUUGAUGUCGAUGCUGCUCUUUGGAACCUGACUUAUAGCUUCGAUGACAUCUUCGACAUUUGCGCAAGCUUCUACAACAAACCGUGUGAUCAGCGGGACAUAUCCAGUCACCUCUACCACUACGGCGGGCAGUGUCACACUCUCCGGUAUGACAACUCGCUGGCCGAGGGCCGGCAGCGGGGCCUCAUGCUGCAGCUCAAACCUCAGCACUGCGAAAACUGCUCCGAUCUGCACUGGGUCAUGUACGUCUUCUCGGCAAAGGAAGAGUAUCUCGACUGGGAGCACGUCUGGGCACCAACUCGAAUCUACCUGCAGAAGGACACUGCGCAGACGUUCAAGGUGACCAGGACACUGGAAAAGAGGCUGUCCACUCCAGAGAAGCCCUGCAACGGCGAUCAGGGGUACACCCAGGCAAAGUGUAUUCGGGAGUGUCUAUCGUCGGAGAUGGCCCAGCUGGGGGCCGGCUGUCGGCUCCCCUGGCACGACUCAUCACAGCCCUUCUGCAACAAUCGCUCAGACUACGAGGAGCUGCUGCGCUACUCGCGUAUGGUUUCACGAGCCUAUGUUGUUUGGGAAUACGACUACCAAGAGUUGCGCGAAAACCAUUACUAUAAGACAGUAAACAGUUUCAAGAAGGUAUGCAAAAGUCGGUGCAUGCGGGAAUGCGAUCGAGACCACGUGACGGUCACCCUGGUAGACCGGGCUCGCAGCGACCGGACCUUUAUCACCCUGAGCAUCAAUGACGGACUGUAUGUGUCGUCUCAGCGCAGAGCUUACGAUCUUCAGCAGAUGAUGUCGGAUAUCGGAGGCAACCUGGGACUGCUGCUGGGAGCAUCAAUUUUCACCCUGUUUGAGAUGGUCGAGAACGCCGCACGCCACCUAUGGGAGCGUCGCAAACGUCGGAAGGCCAAAGUCAGCCAGGUUACCACUUCAGCAAUUCGCACAGAUGCUUUUGGGACGGAUGUCAAGCUGAGGAAAAAUCAUGCAAGUGGCUUUUCGGAUAAGGAGAUGACUCUUUCGGACGUAUCUUAGCUGCCAAACUUCAGCUUGUGGCUUAAAGCAAAGCAACAUUGUUAUCAUGAUUGUCGUCGCGAUGUCUUUUGGUUUAAAUUGCAUGCGUACGAGAUGUUGAUGAGUUUGGAACAAUUGAUCAGCAAGUUAAGAAUUAAGAUAAGUAAGAUGUGGCAGAAUGGAAUGAUUAGCGACGCCUCGCUGAUCAAUGCCUGCUACCAUUUCAUGCUAUCAAUGAAACCAGACAUCUGCCAAUACUCUGGCGUCUUGAUUGUCUAAUAGAUUGAUUGAUUUGUUACUGGAUGGCUGGAUUCGAACGGUUGCAUCUAUUUUGUCGAAGAAGCCUGCACGUGUUUCUCAGUUAAAAUACACGGGAAAUG